AUGAAAGUGUCAAAAUCAGCACCAAAGAUAAACGAAAAAUUGAAAGCUAAAAUUCCUGUGAAUCAAGGCCACUGGAAGCAAAAGCCACAGGCUAAUAAAGAACAAGAAAGUCUCAAUAGACAGGCUGCAAAGGCAUCUUCCUCAGGUUUGACACUGAAGAAAAGAAGGAGAUCCCAAUCGAUAUUGAGAAUCAAAGUCCCUCUAAUCCGUCAUCAGGCAAAAGACGGAUUACAAGAGAGAAAUUGGCGACAAUUCUUGAGAAUAGUAAGGAAAGGAAUAAAGCGGAUUCUUCUUGAGAUGUACAGGAGCAAAGGCAACAUUUGGAAACCCUUGCAGAACCUUGUAAACAGCUUGUUGUUUACGUUCCACAAAUUGAUUUGUCUUCACGAUUUGCAGUCCUCGACGAAUUGGAUAAGAUCGGGCUCUGGAAAAGCUCAACGUGGAUAG
Messenger RNA from Oldenlandia corymbosa var. corymbosa, 447 nucleotides. The record is from the annotation of a GenBank genome assembly. Lineage: Eukaryota; Viridiplantae; Streptophyta; Magnoliopsida; Gentianales; Rubiaceae.